CAGGGUUUUGAGGAAAACCGAUAAAGCGAGUGGGGUGAGGGGGCUCGAUACCGCGAAUCUGCAAUCUCUCGGAAAGGCGGUGUCGGUGGUUCCCAUCCCUUUCUAGUAGGGUUUCUUUUUCUCUACCUUUCUUCUUCUCCUCCUCCUCUUUUCUUGAUCUCGCUGGGGUUCUGCUUCUUUUCUCUUCUUCGGAUCUCAUCGGCGGCAGUCUCGAGGUUGUGGGUGAUGGAGAAUUGCUGGGAUGUCCUGGAAUGGCUGGGGCCAGACACCUCCACAAGCGUGUUCAUGUGCCUGAACGAUCCGUCUGAUCUCGUGCGAGCCAGUGCUGUGUCCCGAUCCUGGCGCCGAUUUGUUAUUUUAAAUGGUUUUAGCAAAAAUCUGUGCAAAAGAAUUUGCCCGGAGAUAUCAAAUUUUACUCGUGUUAUCGAAGUAAGAAGUUCAGAAAGGUCUGUGGAAGUUGGAUCGAGCAGUGCCAUUGAAUGGGAAAGCCUAGAGAGGGAGCACAAGGUGUACACAAAUUUGAGUUACUGCCUUGUUUCACCCAAGGGCAAAAAGGAUUGCAUUGUUGAUGCCAUUAGUGCUUCUAGCACUGAUAAUUAUCCAGAUGAGCGCAUUGAUAAUACACUGGAACCAAGAGAUCAAGUGGAUACGAGGCCUUCUUACUGGUCAAGUGGAGGACAAGUAGAUCCUGGAGUACCUGAAACUUUAACUUACAGAUUGAUUUCCAGGUUAUGCAUCGUUGAUGAAAUAAAGAUACAGCCGUUUAAAGCAUUCUUUCAGUUUGGUGAUCCCAUAUAUUCAGCAAAAUCUGUGCGUUUUCGGAUGGGUUAUUCCAGACCAUCCCAAGGGACCGGAAGUUGUGUCACAGACGGAUAUGCAAAAAGUCAUGCAGAUGCUGAUGACAACUACAGCUGGAUGUAUGUUUCACCGGAAUUCCCAAUGGUGCAGGAAAAUGUUUUGCAAUCUUUCAAGCUUCCACGCCCGGUUAUCUGUAUAGGUGGAAUAGUGCAGAUUGAGCUGUUAGGUAGAGUCCAGAAACAAGCAAUGGAUAGUUUAUAUUACAUAUGUGUGUGCCAUGUUCAAGUGAUGGGACGCCCACUGUCACCUGUAUUAGAAGUGGACAUCCGUGGAACAGUGGGGAAUUCUGUUUUGAAGUACUUCCCAGAUGCUAGCUUUGGAGAAGAUGAGGCAAGAGAGUCUCGAUGGCAUGCAUUUGCAGCAAGAAUCAGGCAUUUGGGAGCUGGAAGGGGAUGGAAUCUGAACACAUUUUUUGACCCAUAAACGUAUCUGAUGAUGCAGAUGGUCGACAUGAGGAGUCAUUUGCAUGAUUUACUUUGGUAUCAGCUUUAGUAAAAAUCCUUAUCUUCUCGUGUGUUUAGGAUGUAGCAGAUUGCUAAGAGCGUUGCCUCUGGGAUUGCUUAAGUAAUGAGAAGGAACCCGUGCCAAUUUAUUAUGGGGUCUACUAUGUAUAUCGACCAAGAACAUGUUUAAUUGGCUGUUUUGGUUGCUACAGAUUUACCAAUAUGUAGGUCGUUGGAGCCAGAAAAUUGCUAAUUCUGCAACUAGCUUCCUCACAAGCUGGCAAAUUGGCUGGUUUGGUUGUAGUUGUAGGAUGUGUAUUAUCACCGACCCUGAAAUUGGUGAUUCUGCAAGCAGCUUAUACAUAGGCUGGUGAGGUCCUGCUGUGGGAGGUGGGUGCUGCAGCUGUGGAUGCUGGUUUUCUUUGUUAAUGCCGUUGAAGAUGUCUUUUUAGGUAGACAUGCCGUUCGAAUGUAUUGUUGAAAAUGUCUUGGUGUUGUCCUUAAACAGGUGUAAAUUAAGAAGCAGAAGAAACCCUCUCUGAAAGGGGCUGCAUCUUUAGCGUUCCCAAGCCUUUUAUUGCAACGAUGCUAUUAUAUGGAAAUUUUUUUUUAUUUGGAAG
This is a messenger RNA of Elaeis guineensis (African oil palm), 1921 nucleotides long. RefSeq names its product F-box protein At4g00755. The record is from RefSeq and is a predicted model, not a curated record. Gene Ontology annotation, molecular function: protein binding. Lineage: Eukaryota; Viridiplantae; Streptophyta; Magnoliopsida; Arecales; Arecaceae.